UAGGUGGCGGUAAAGCACCUCGAGGGUGUGAAGUAACAGAAGAAGAAGAAGAAGCAGCGCUGUUUGAAGAACCGGUCAGAGUGAGCUCAUGCUGAUAAACAUGCAGACGCCAGCAGAAUCGAUCAUCCACAGCGGCUAUUUCCACCCGACACUUCGGUUCUGGCAAACCUGCGCUGCAGAUUUGAGACCCGACAAUCUCAUCUACCCAAUCUUCAUCACAGACAGUGAGGAUGCUGUGGAGCCCAUCGGCAGCCUGCCGGGACAGGCCAGAUACGGAGUGAACAAGCUGGAGGGAAUGCUGCGGCCGUUUGUGGAGAAUGGUUUGAAGUGUGUGCUGGUUUUUGGUGUCCCGGUGAAAAUAACUAAGGAUGAGCGCGGUUCGUGCGCUGACACGGACGACACGCCGGCCGUACUGGCGGUGAAGAAGAUCAGAUCUUUAUUUCCAGACCUGCUGGUAGCGUGCGACGUGUGCUUGUGUCCGUACACGUCACAUGGACACUGCGGUAUUCUGAAUGAGGACGGGUCUCUGAACAACGACGCCAGCUGCCUGCGUUUGGCAGAAGUGUCGCUCGCUUAUGCUCGGGCAGGUUGCCAUAUUAUCGCUCCCUCCGACAUGAUGGAUGGAAGAGUCGCAGCCAUAAAACAAGCACUGACAUCCAACGGUUUGGGGAACAAGGUUUCAGUGCUAAGCUACAGCGCAAAGUUUGCCUCUUGUUAUUACGGACCUUUCAGAGAUGCUGCACAGUCCAAGCCUGCUUUUGGGGACAGACGCUGCUAUCAGCUUCCUCCUGGAGCCAGAGGACUCGCCCUCCGCGCUGUGGAGCGAGACGUGAGAGAAGGAGCUGACAUGCUGAUGGUGAAACCAGGUCUGCCGUACCUCGAUAUUUUAAGAGAAGUCAAAAACAAGUUCCCCACUCACCCUCUGGCGGUCUACAACGUGUCGGGGGAGUUUGCCAUGAUGUGGCACGGCGCUGAGGCUGGAGCAUUUGACCUGCGGGCUGCAGUGAUGGAGGCCAUGACCGCCUUCCGCCGGGCAGGUGCUGACAUCAUCAUCACUUACUACACGCCGCAGCUGCUCAGCUGGAUGAAGGAGUGAAGAUCAGAGACAAAUCCUUCAACAGUCACGGUCACAAAAAGGGGCCAAACGUGCUUUUAUUCUCUUAUUGUCCUUGUGUAUAAAGUCGGGAACAGACAGCUGUUUUUAGUUGAUCCGUUUUUCAUUUUAAGCUUUUGAAUCCUGAGGUGAACACUAAGAAUGUAAAACUUGAUGCUCUUCAUGGCAGCAGAAACAUCUGAGUAUGUUGAAUGUAAGAUUGUGCAAACAUCUGAUAUUUAUGAAGUACUUUUACUUCCUCAUAAGCUCAGAGUAGUAAAGUACAGAUAGAGUUUUGGCUUCUUUCAUGGAUGUCACAUAAUUUGCAGAUCAGAGGAUUUAAGAAAAUAUGCUGUGAUCAGACUGACAUUUUUAUUGAAACUAUCGUGACUAUUUUUAUUUGGACUAAUAAAGUACAUAUGAACUUUG
Thalassophryne amazonica is the source of this 1522-nucleotide messenger RNA. It is a transcript of the gene alad, whose product is annotated as aminolevulinate dehydratase. Lineage: Eukaryota; Metazoa; Chordata; Actinopteri; Batrachoidiformes; Batrachoididae. Gene Ontology annotation, cellular component: cytosol. The record is from RefSeq and is a predicted model, not a curated record. Bases 89 to 1096 code for a protein of 335 amino acids. Gene Ontology annotation, molecular function: porphobilinogen synthase activity; zinc ion binding. Gene Ontology annotation, biological process: heme biosynthetic process. The transcript is spliced from 12 exons.